Messenger RNA from Harpia harpyja (harpy eagle), 5984 nucleotides. Its product is annotated as zinc finger protein 366-like. Bases 81 to 2255 code for a protein of 724 amino acids. The transcript is spliced from 5 exons. The record is from RefSeq and is a predicted model, not a curated record. Lineage: Eukaryota; Metazoa; Chordata; Aves; Accipitriformes; Accipitridae.
GUGACCGUGGACAGUGGAAUAAAACUAUAUGCUCAGUGAAAGCAACCAAAGGAAUUUGAGCAACACAGAAAAAAUUAAAUAUGAUGAAGAAUGAAGAAACGAGUUUUAAUGUGGACAGUACACGAGCCUCUCCCUUUUCCUGCUGCCUGCAGCCGCUGAGCCCUGUUACAAAGCCACAAAGAAUGACUCCAUUUGGUGAAGAAUUCAGACCACACCUCUCACAUUUCCACUAUGGCCAUCCUCCUCUUGGAGACAUGGAAACUUUCCAGGGGUCCUUGGAAGGAGGGUCUCGGAAACGCAAGAGCAUGCCAACAAAAAUUCCACCUUCUAUCACUCUUGAGGGUUCCUCAUCACCACCAGACAGACCUGAAGAUCACAAUGAUAUAGGCUCUUCCAGUCUCCCCAUGGUGUUUCAACAGCCAGCACAGCCCAAAUACAGUUCUCAGAUGAUCGACCUCUGCAACUUUGGUUUUCAGUUCUACAGAACUCUGGAGCACUUUGGAGCCAAGCCCAUUAAGCAAGAACCAGUGAAGCCUAAGAUGGCAUGGCCCAGUAGCCCAGCAUUCAUGCAGGCUCCUUACCCUUAUUAUCCUAAAGUCCAUCCUGGCUUAAUGUUUCCUUUUAUUGUGCCCCCAAAAUUUCAUUUCAGGAACCCCUUUCAAAUGAAAAGGCCUCCAGAGCCACCCUUCAGGAGGGCUGAAGUAAGAGGAUGUGGUGAAAAUAAACAGAAAGUGGAAAGAGUAGAUGUCAACCUUCAGAUAGACGACAGCUACUAUGUUGAUGUGGGGGGUGAACAGAAACGCUGGCAAUGUCCCAUGUGUGAGAAGUCCUAUACAUCCAAGUACAAUUUGGUCACCCAUAUCUUGGGGCACAGUGGCAUUAAGCCACAUGCUUGCAUCCGAUGUGGCAAACUUUUCAAGCAGCUGAGCCACUUGCACACGCAUAUGUUGACACACCAGGGCACUAGGCCACAUAAGUGCCAGGUGUGCCACAAGGCUUUCACUCAAACCAGUCAUCUUAAGAGACACAUGAUGCAACACAGUGACAUCAAGCCUUACAACUGCAGGAUCUGUGGCAGAGGUUUUGCCUAUCCCAGUGAGCUGAAAGCACACGAGUCUAAGCACGAGAAUGGCCGAGAGAACAUUUGCGUGGAGUGUGGUCUGGACUUCCCAACCUUGGCCCAGCUGAAAAGACACUUAACAACCCACCGUGGCCCCAUACAGUACAAUUGCACUGAAUGCGAUAAGACCUUCCAGUACCCGAGUCAGCUGCAAAACCACAUGAUGAAGCACAAAGACAUCCGUCCGUAUAUCUGCACUGAAUGUGGCAUGGAGUUUGUGCAGCCUCACCAUCUCAAACAACACUCCCUAACUCACAAGGGUGUGAAAGAGCACAAAUGUGGAAUUUGUGGCCGGGAAUUUACUCUGCUGGCCAACAUGAAGCGACAUGUCCUGAUCCACACCAAUAUCAGAGCCUAUCAAUGCCAUUUGUGCUUCAAGAGCUUUGUGCAAAAGCAGACUCUCAAGGCUCACAUGAUUGUUCACUCUGAUGUUAAACCCUUUAAAUGCAAGCUGUGUGGAAAGGAAUUUAACAGAAUGCACAAUUUAAUGGGACACAUGCACUUGCACUCAGACAGUAAGCCUUUCAAAUGCCUCUACUGUCCCAGCAAAUUCACCUUGAAGGGGAACCUAACCAGGCACAUGAAAGUCAAACACAGCAUCAUGGAAAGAGGAUUUCAUUCUCAAGGUUUUAGAAGAAGAAUUUCUCUGUCCCAGACAAAUGUCUUGAGAAGCUUGGAACAGGAAGAACCCUUUGAUCUUUCCCAGAAAAGCCAAGGGAAGGGAAUCUCAUUUAAUUUGGAUGGCGAGAGUGCCAAGGGAAGCUCAUGCCAGGAAGAGGAAGACAACUGCUAUGAGACAAAGCAUUACAGCCCUGGCAUGUACCAUCAUGACAACAAGCUGUACGUGGCUCAAGAUCUGUCUGGCAAACCUGAGUGCAUGAUGAACUGCAAUGAGAAGGAAGAAAUGCUAAGUGAGGGAGGACUGGAGAAGAGAAUAGGAAAUUCAGACAAACAGGAGAGCCAAGGAGAGAGAGACCUUGUAAACAACAAAGAACACCUCAGCUUUAGAUCCUUUGAAAAGGCCAGACUUAGCCAUUCUCUCUCUGAUUACUUGUAUUUCAAACACAGUAACAAGAGUUUGAAAGAAUUACUGGAAAGAAAAAUGGAAAAACAAACAAUGUUUAUAGGCAUUUAAAUGGACAUUUUAAAACAGCUGGAAAAAUGGAACCAGAUAGCUUUUAGCAUGAACUGUAAUUUACCAAAGCCUGGAAGUUUGUAGUAGUCUUUAGAAAUAAACAAGCCAAAUGAAUAAAAAUAUUUUAAGGUGAAACACAUACGUUAGAAGAAUAAAGCAGUCCAAGGUCACCAAGAAAUGCAAUAGAUAUUGAACACUAACAUUUUUAUACUUAUCCAAUUGAUGUAAAAGCAGACAGUGGGGUGGGUACAGAAGUUUAUUUUCCUUUAUCUGGGAUGGUAGACACUUAUACACAAUUUUCUAGUUAUCAAAAAACAACAUACUUUAGAGUUUGACUUAUUAUCUGACUAAAUAUAUAUGAACAUUUCUAACCAUAGGUCUCAAAAAAUCUGAAAAUGCUAAGUAUUUCACAGUAUAAGCAAGAGUACCGUUAAAUAUGGUGUGCAUGAAAGUGCUGUCACUCCCAGAACUAAAUACUUUCAUUUACUGAAGUUACUGUUUUAGUUCAACCACUUACAAUGAGAAAUGGGAAACAAAUUAAGAAGAAAUGCUAACAUCUUGUAAGAUAGUGAAGUGCAACUCUGCAAGGCUUUGAAAGGACUGGAAUUUGUUAUGGUCACAGAAGCUUUUCCUCUGGCACAAGAAAUGUUCAUGUUUUGCUAUGUUUCAGUCAGUAAGGGAAUAUUCAGCACUUCUUCAAGUGAAAUAGCAUGAACUGCAUUGACAUUUUGUUCUACUGUCUGCUCAGACCAAUACAUUUAAUCAUCAUCAGCAUGUAGCAUUUGCAAGUCUUGCUGUAAUUACACAUAAAGCAAUGAGUCAUUUCAUUCAGAAAAUGAUGUAAUUUUGCUGUUUAUCUGUUCAUUUUAACUUAGCUAGCAAGGAUGAUUUUGAAAUUCCCAGGUCUGAUCAGAUUUUGUUUUAGAAGGGAUUUUAUUUUACUUUAGAGGUCCCCAGAAUGGCAAUGCUAUUUAGGAAUAAUUUGUAAUGUAAAUCCCUUUUCUUGCAUUCUUCCUAGAAAGUGGAGAAUAUUUCAUUACAGUGAAGCCUUGAGACUAUGCCUGGUCACAUAGUCACACUAAGCUAAUUCACAAGCACCCAUGGAUAAUUCAUGUUAGAGUAGUAAAGAACUCAUCUAAAACUGUAAGUGAUCAGUCAGAGGAAUUGCAAACAAAACUAUUACUGAGAUAAGGAGGCAGUGCCAAGUGACCCAAGCAAAAGGAUUAGAUGAUAGUCCUCCCUACUGCAGAACAUAAUGCAGCUGGGUCUAAGACACUUAUAAAGAGGCCCCAAGGGACAAAUUAAAAGUGAAAUAACAACCUUCAUUGUGAAGCACCUUGCUUUCCAAACAUAAGUUAUUUUCACACUGUUUACAUUGGCACCAUUUUGGGAACAGACAGUAACAGCCUUGCUUUUGUUUUUUAAUAGCUUUGAAAAUGCUUUAUAGAAAUUUGCUCUCAUAACCAAGUUAUUUCCCAUUUUUGAAGGAUUAGCUUCCUUAUUUUGCUUUGAAUAGAGGCCCAGAAGUCCUGUAGAGACAUUGCCUGUCCCCUGGACUUUGGGACACUAAUUUUCUUUUUUCCUCCUUCCUAAUCUGUCUAUCUACCUUUUUCUUGCAAUGUUGUGGAAAAAAAAGUAUCUAUCUGACUCUUCUCUGUUAUUUGGGUUUUCAGCUUGUGAUAAAACAUUAAAUUAAAGACCAGUCUCCACCACGUCUAUAUUAAAUCACAUCCAUACCAUUUCCCUGCAUUAUUACAUGAAGCCUAACUUCAUCCUCUUGGAGAGCAUCAGAGCAAAUAAGAGUGACCGCAAACUCAUAAAACUGAGAUGCUUUCCAAACCAGAUGCUCAAGAAGUCUUGCUGAGGAAUGGUAAAUUGGCAACUCUAUAAUGAGUCUGGGCAAGUGAAGGCACUUGGUUUGUUAAAUUAGAGGCUUUUCUGCUGUAAAGGGCAGCAGGGAGAAUUCUGCAAGACACUACAGAACAGAGUAGGUGGAUGAAAAGUCAAAAGUUGGGUUAAUAAAAUUUGAGGGUAAAGAAAUACGAUGUAUUUACUGAGAAAGUGAAGUUGUAGGUAAUCUUGGACUGAGCUGUUUUGAGUCUGGCCACCAGGACUCAGCCAUCUCCUUGUGAACCUGAGUUCUCCAGGCUGCUGGACAGCCUCCAGUCUGUGAAGGCAAAGACAGGUGCUAUGUGCUCAGCAGCUCAAAGGAUAAAACAUUUUAUGAUAAUAUUAGAAUAGAAGUUUAUCCUGUGCUGUGUCCUAUAAAACAUGUUCUUGGAAAGUUACCGGAAAGCUACCACACUCACAUUUUUACAACUCUGUAUUGGUUUAGUGGCUAUUCUCUGAUUUCUCUCUUCAUACAGUGCUGCUGUACUCUGCUGUUAUGAGUGUACAGUUAAGAAGUAAUAUAAGUACUAUAUUUAUUAUUCCAAGAAGUUUUUUAUAAUUAUUAACAGUUUUGAAAAUGUCAUGUAUGCUUAGCUGAACAAGAUGUAACAGAGUUAACAUUUUGUACUCCUAACAGAUUUUGCAAAUGAUGUGUAUAUUUAUUUCACACAGAACACUGGGUUCCUAUUUAAAGACCCAACUCAAAAAAUGGACCAACUAUCUGUGAAUAUUUAGUUUCUGGCUUUCUAUCUCAAUAGUAAAAGUAUGUAUGAUGUAUUGUAUUAAUUUAAGCAUAUAAAUAUAUGUACUGGAGAUGCUGCUGUACUUUGUAUUGAAAUAGAUCUGGAGUUCUUGGCACCCUAGAUAUUUUAUAUAGUAAAUGCAUGGGGCUGGUCUGACAAGGUCAUACUUCACUCAGCACCACUGAAGAGUGGUCCUUGUAAAGGGAAGCCUAAAUGAAUGAAAGAGGACUAGUUAGGAGACAAAGGCAGAAGGGCUACCAGGUCCUCUGAGACAGAGAGAUCACUUUAUUAUUACAGACUGCAGGGAGGACAUAAAGAAUGCUCUGGAAUGAUUGUGGCAUUUGGUAACUUAGACAAGCUAAAAAAGAAAGAUGUAAUCCUUAUCUUAAAGACGUUUCAAAGAUCUGCAUCCUGCAAAAAGAGAAGAAAAAAACAACCAGAUGUGUUAUAAAAUUGAAGUUAAGAAAGUAGGAAUACCUGUAUAAUUCAAUGAAUAAGCAGAAGACACUAAACUCAUAAUUUCUUUUUCUAAUGGAAAGCAUCACUUCUAAGUAAACUCUUGGAUUUGUUUGUUUGUUUUAAUGAGAUCCUGAUGGACUUGGCAUCAUCAGACUUCACAGAGGCAAUUUUAAGCUUUUAAGUUUUUGAACACAGAGAGAAAGCAACUGGAACGCUGGCUAUAAAAUAACUCAGGUAAUAAAAUAGAGGUAUUGAGUUUCUAAUUGUCAGAGGUAUAUACCUUAAAAAGAGCAAGAAGGCUUAUACAAACACUAGAAAUACAUGUAAGAGGCUAAAUGAAACAGAACUAAGCCUUUUUUGCUUUCUUGUUUUCUUAUUUUCUUAUUUUUUCCUUGUUUUGAUUGCAGGUAAAACCACUAUGAAGAUUAUAAACUAGUUCUACAUGAGGAGGUAGAUAUGUUUCUUUAGCUGGGGAGUGACCUAGUUCAUUUCCAUGUGACUCAAUAUCAAUGAUACUCAAAGUUUCCUCUUUGCCAGCUGCAGAAAUAUAAUUUAGAAAAACAUAUGUUUGGUCAUUUUAAUUUUUGUUGAAAACUGAGCUAUGCUCACUUAUGUCUUCAAACAAGCAGAAAGGAAG